AUGUCGGAGAUGGAUGCAGCAUGGACGGCCGUGUUUCCAUCUGCCGUUACAGUGCUGUCGUUAUCAGCAUCAACAUCGUACAUGGCUAUUCAGCAGCUUAUUUUCGAAACAUUCCCACUGGAAGACUCCAGUGUAGCGGAUCCUGCAGACUCCAGUGUAGCGGAUCCUGCAGACUCCAGUGUAGCGGAUCCUGCAGACUCCAGUGAAGCGGAUCCUGCAGACUCCAGUGUAGCGGAUCCUGUAGACUCCAGUGUAGCGGAUCCUGCAGACUCCAGUGUAGCGGAUCCUGCAGACUCCAGUGUAGCGGAUCCUGCAGACUCCAGUGUAGCAGAUCCUUCAGACUCCAGUGUAGCGGAUCCUGCAGACUACAGUGUGGUGGAUCCUGCAGACUCCAAUGUAGCGUAUCCUGUAGACUCCAGUGUAGCGGAUCCUGCAGACUCCAGUGUAGGGGAUCCUGCAGACUACAGUGUAGCGGAUCCUGCAGACUCCAGUGUAGCGGAUCCUGCAGACUCCAGUGAAGCGGAUCCUGCAGACUCCAGUGUAGCGGAUCCUGUAGACUCCAGUGUAGCGGAUCCUGUAGACUCCAGUGUAGCGGAUCCUGCAGACUCCAGUGUAGCGGAUCCUGCAGACUCCAGUGUAGCGGAUCCUGCAGACUCCAGUGUAGCAGAUCCUGCAGACUCCAGUGUAGCAGAUCCUGCAGACUACAGUGUGGUGGAUCCUGCAUACUCCAAUGUAGCGUAUCCUGUAGACUCCAGUGUAGCGGAUCCUGCAGACUCCAGUGUAGCGGAUCCUGCAGACUACAGUGUAGCGGAUCCUGCAGACUUCAGUGUAGCGGAUCCAGCAGUGCUUCCCAGCGGGCCUCACGUGACGUACCGCGUCUCUCUACGAUCCAACGUGACGUACCAUGCGUCUCUAUGA
Molecule: messenger RNA, 918 nt
Organism: Haliotis rufescens (red abalone)
Lineage: Eukaryota; Metazoa; Mollusca; Gastropoda; Lepetellida; Haliotidae
Product: sialidase-like
Exons: 3
Coding region: 1-918 (305 amino acids)
Source: RefSeq, a predicted model, not a curated record